Messenger RNA from Tigriopus californicus, 2759 nucleotides. RefSeq names its product sorting nexin-29-like. The transcript has a single exon. Gene Ontology annotation, molecular function: phosphatidylinositol binding. The record is from RefSeq and is a predicted model, not a curated record. Bases 197 to 2461 code for a protein of 754 amino acids. NCBI's taxonomy places the organism in Eukaryota, Metazoa, Arthropoda, Copepoda, Harpacticoida, Harpacticidae.
CAUACAUCGUACGUAGUACAUACAUACACAACAAAAGGCCCCUUCUUCGUAACCGUAAGUGAUUCUGUCAGAGGCUUGAGGAGGCGGAUCACCUCGCUCCCGAUCUCGCAUCCCCACCAUCCACUCAGUCAGUGAGUGGACCAUGAGUUAAAAAGAGCCCUGCCCGUUCCCCUGUCUCGACUACCCCUCCAGGAACAUGGUCGGGUCCGAGCCUGUGACUCUGAAGCACCGUCAAGACUUACUCUCCGCCUUAUUGGAGGCGGUCAAGGCGUGUCAAGUCCGCUUUGGCACCCAAGCCCGCAUGGAACUGGCCACCGAGGAACACGACGAGCAAGGCAUAGUGCGGAAACUCUGUCUGGCCUUAGAGCGCACCUUCCUGCACGGCUGGAAAGUCGUCGAGUCUGCCGGGAGCAGCGGGUCAAUGCUACCCGCGGCCUUGGCCGGUGGUCCUCAUGGCCAGGCCCAUCCAGCUUCCUCGGCCUCGUUCUGGCCUCUGCUCAAGGCCGUAUUGAGUCGCUCGGAAUUGGAGCGGUUCUACCUGCUCAAACACGUCAAUUCUGACCUGGGUCGAUGUCGGGCGUGGCUUCGAGCCUCGUUGAAUGAACAUUCCUUUGAGCGGGGGGUGCAGAACAUCCUGGCGGAUGGAUCCAAGUUAAAGACGUGGUAUGGACCGGGAGCCUUCAUUUUGGACCCGGAACGAGCCGCCAUGUUGCCUCAAAUGGCGGCGGGACUGAGUUCCAUCCUGUUCGCCAUGAACAUCGAUCAUGAUCGCUUGAAUGCGGCCUUGCCUCUGGCAGGCAGUGGCUCGACAUCACAUUCCGAAUUACUGGCCACCACGGCAGCUAAAGACGACCAUUCAGGGCCGCAAUCCAAGGCCAGGAGAAAGAAGAAGAAGGCGGCGGCCCAGAUUGUGUCCUUUGACGAGGAUGUGAUCCGCACUCAGAGUUUGCACACCUCGGACAGCCGAAAGCCCGGGACGAGCGUGAAGCCCCGGAAAACGUGGGACGAAUCGCCCAGUCGGUUGAGUUACGACUCAAUACGAUUGGUGGGCACGCCAGAAGUGAAUGGGUCGGCGGAUGACGGCUCCACCGAGGACGAGAUCCAGGUCUAUCGGAGUUCGAAAGAUGCCAUAGGCAAACUGACCCCGAUGAAGAACUCCGAAGUGGGCGGACUCAUUCCCGUGAAUCCCGGUCAUUCGGAUCUGCCGGGGGAGGAGAUCCAAUCCGAGGAUUCCAUGUCUAUCAAGUCAUUCAUGAGUGAAGAUGGGGAUUAUGCCAAUGCUAGUAUCUUAAAGAAAACGGCCAAGUGUCCCAAGGGAGCACCUUCCACCGUCGCAUCCAGCAUCAAGUCCAGUCAGCAUAAUCAGUCCGCCAUUUCCCGCGAAGAUCUGAAGAACGCCUUAUUGUCGGUGAUGGAGCGCAAAGAAGAGCUCCAAGUGCAAUGUCAGACGUUGAAGAAGCUCCUGGCUAAUGAGUCGGGGACCGUGUUGAGCUUUAAGGAGGAGUUGGCCGAGUCCAAACGAAUCUCCCAAGAGUCCUCGGACAAGUUCAAAGUGCGCGUUCAAACCUUGAGCCGAGAGAACGACCUACUCAAGCAUCAACUCAAGAAGUACGUGGGUGCCGUGCAGAAACUCCGAGAUGGGCCCGAGGCCUACGAGACCUUGGCCCAACUUCAGACGCACGGGAGUGGUGAGACCGAGUCUGGCGGUGCCCAGAGCAAAUACAUAGACUAUCACUUUGAGGCCUCGGAGUACGAGAAGAAACUCAUUCAAGUGGCUGAGAUGCACGGCGAGCUCAUUGAGUUUAACGAGCACUUGCAGAAAGGUCUCCAAGCUCGAGACGCCCUUAUUCAUCGCAUGCGAGAGGAGCUCGUUGAUCUGAGAGGGCCCUUACCUCUAGACGAGUCCAACCACCCGAGUCAGCACGGCAACGACGAUGUGGCCAGUGUGAUCAGUGAAACGGCCUCCAUUGGGUCCACUUCCCGCGGCGGGCUCCUUCACAUUUGGAUCCCGUCCGUGUUCCUCUCCGGGUCGGGUAGCAAGACCCAUCACGUGUACCAAGUGUAUUUAAGGAUCAAGAACGAUGAGUGGAACAUAUACCGUCGCUACAGCGAAUUCCACACCCUCCAUCGGGAUCUGAAGGCCAAAGAGCCCCUCGUGGAGACGUUCGAUUUCCCACCCAAGAAGACGGUGGGCAACAAGGCCGACAAAGUGGUCGAGGAUCGCCGGAAACGUCUGCAAACCUACCUCAGGAAGAUCGUGAACCUUAUGGUUCAAACCAAUCCGUCGUUGGCCACCAAAGCCGACAAAGAGAACGUCCUCCUCCUGAUGCCGUUCUUCAAGGAGAGUGUCGCCCCGUCCUCGUCGCACCCGCGUCAAAAUCGCUCACAAAGCCAGCCCCGAUCCUUGUUCAACCGGGGAAGAUCCACCACCACCACCACGACACCACAGUUAGCCAUCUAAACUUUCGUUGGGCGAGCUUUAUACCCCGGGAGGGCUUUUGGUGAUAACUUCCAGAGCGCUGUUCCAUUAUUCCCUGAAAGUACGACGCAUGAUGCUCCCGGCUCUUUUUAAUACUCAUCAUCGUUCAUUCAUUCACAUUGUGCGGAAUUGGCGUAUCCAGUCCAUCCGAAUUCUCUUAUGUUUCUUCGUCUGUGAUAGAGCAUAUUCGCCCCCCCUCCCACACACCCACACACACAUAAUUGUCAUGAGCAACUUGGGUGAAAUUGAAUUACCAAUAAACAAGUUACAGUACAGUAGG